This is a messenger RNA of Chilo suppressalis (striped riceborer), 391 nucleotides long. Lineage: Eukaryota; Metazoa; Arthropoda; Insecta; Lepidoptera; Crambidae. The record is from the annotation of a GenBank genome assembly.
GUUUGUUUUGACAUUGACGACCCACUGUUUUCUCUCUUUUACUUUUCUGUCAACUGCUUGAGUGUUGAUAACAAAAAUGGCCAAGCGUACGAAAAAGGUUGGAAUAACUGGCAAAUAUGGCACACGUUAUGGUGCUUCGUUACGUAAAAUGGUCAAAAAGAUGGAAGUUACCCAACACGCCAAAUACACCUGCUCCUUCUGUGGAAAGGAUGCCAUGAAAAGGUCCUGUGUGGGAAUCUGGUCCUGCAAGCGAUGCAAGAGGACUGUUGCAGGUGGCGCUUGGGUAUUCUCCACAACUGCUGCUUCAUCAUGCCGUUCUGCUGUGAGAAGAUUACGUGAAGUCAAGUAAACAUCUGACUUAGUGUAAGGCAAUAAACUAAAAAAAUCAACA